UGGACUUUUCAGAUUACUGUGAUGUUGAAAGUGGAAAUUCGCAACGAUAAUUCAGCGUAUUACAAGGGCUUCAUUGUAGCGAUUAAAGAUGACACAGCCAAAGUCAAAUAUGAAAGCAGCACACAAGAACAUGUAGUUCCUUUCAAUUACCUCCGUGAGCCAAGUGAAACGUCUAACCUUGACAUUGGCUUGCUUCAACUGCAGGAGGAGUUGGAAGUUUUUGUAACAACUAGAGACAAUGAACCGGCAGCUUGGUGGCGAGCGAGGGUCAAAAAGAAAGGAGACACAUGGAUUCAAGUGGAUGUGUUGCUCCCUGAUGGACAAACAACACCGGAAGUUGUCAGCAAUGGAACCUUCAGAAGACCCAGCAAAAAACCACCCCUGACGAAAGACAGCUUCCAAGUGUUUGAAUUUCCAUGUGAUGACAACCGGAUUCUUGAGUUAUAUCAGGAACAUUGUUCACUGGAACCUUUGACAGCGAAGGACGAGGCCAACCACACCGACUUCUGUGCUCUAGUGGGACCAUGUCUCGUGCUCCCCGCAAACGACACUCUCCUCGCAAUAUCUUUAGACCCUACGGUGCACAAGAAAAUCAACCUUUUAUUCGAGACACACUUCCGCUUCUUGAGGGCCAGAAGUGAACUGUUCGCAGACAUAGAGCGCGCAAACCACAAGCUAGAACAAACGAAGCUGUGUGGCUCUAGUGGUAUCACAGAGACAUUCACAAUCAAGCAGGAGUUUGUGGGCCUGGCCAUAGGGGGCAGGGGGGUGAAUAUCAGUGCAGCCAGGGACAUACCUGGAGUGUCCACAGUCGAGUUACAUCAGCAGAGUGGAGAUCCAAAUGUGUAUGAAGUCGUCAUCAACGGAGAGAGCGAGGCUUCAAUCAAGAAAGCAAGGGCAAUGUUGGAGUUUGUGGAGGAGCCAGUGAUGGUGCCGGAGGAGCUCAUCUCCAGGGUAAUCGGGAGGAAUGGACGCAUGUUGCAGGAGAUAGUGGACAAGACACAGGUCAUCAAGAUCAGAAUUGAAGAUGGAGCUCCUCCCCCUCCUCCGAAUCCAAAUGCUACGCCAGGGGAGCUAGAUGCUCCGCAAGAACACAUGGUUCCGCUGUGGUGCAUUGGAAGUAGAGAAGCGUUCGAACUUGCCAAGAUGAUGAUCGAGUACAAAAUCAAAACCCUGAAAGACCUCGAAUCGGUCAAGGAUGAACGAGACAAACUGAACAACCAGCUGCAGAACCAGGGAGUCGCGGCUGUUAGUCGACUUGGUCCCCCAUUCAGAGGAGGAGGAUACGGAAGACCAAGGGGAGAACGAGGAGGGGGUGGCUAUUCUAGAGGUGGGCCUAGGGGAGGCGCCAUGCCCAUCCGGGGACAGCCCUUCAGAGGCGGUGGAAGAGGUGGGAAUGGCGGUGGAAUGGGAAUGAGGGGAGGGGGACCACCACCCAAUAUGCGAGGGGGCAGGGGAGGACCUCCACGAAGGUCUGCAUCCGAUUCAAGAGAGCCGAUUGGGAAUACAGAGAUAGAUCAGCAUGAUGACCGACCUCCUAGAGGACGCGGAGGAGGAGGAGGAUUCAGGGCAAGAGGAGGCAGGGGAAGGGGAGGUGGAGGGAGUCAGUUCGACACGGGACGUCUAGGCGGAAGAGUUUCAGGAGACGUAGGUGCUGACGGCGACAAACGCAACAACAACAACAGAGCGUCGACGAAUGGACCUCAAGAUCGAGUUGGAGCCGAAGGUGGUAACGUGCAAUCGGGAGGGGUUAAUGGAGCAUCUGGGGGCGCCGGAGAAACUCCAGCGACGUCGUCGUCAUCGCGAAACGCAACCAGCGGGGGCAGUGGGGGUGGAAAUCAAAGGAGAUCGAAUAACGGACCUCAUUCGAAAGGCGGCGACGGAGGUAAUUCGAGUCAACAAGGUGCUAAGCCGCAAAGAAACAGACAUGGGAGUGGGGAAGCUGGAAAGAAGAGAACACAUGAUGGUGACGAAGAUUCAUCCCAUUUGAACGGAAAUGACGGAGGUCAUGACAAAGGGUCACUUCCCAACGGAAAUAUUACUGGAAAAGCCCCAGUAAACGGAGUUAAAGCUUAAAUAUCCUAGUCGUUGUGAAUACACGAAACAAAACACGAAGUCAGUCGAGACAAGACAAAGAAUUUGACUGGUUGAAAGAUCGAAACUUGCAAAAAUCUGGAAUCGAAGAUCAUACGAGACUAAAAAUGUUCAUACGAGACUAAAAAUGUUCAUACGAUUAAAAAUAGCUGGUAAAUUUAGAAUCGAAAUUACUACUUAAAAGUUACACGGUGAAAAACGAUACCGUUUGCAAAUUAGCGACCUGAUUUCAACAAAGCUCAUAAUCUGUAUCAUGAUGUUUUACUAUUUAUUAAGUAUAUACUAUUUGUUAAGUAGUGCAUUGUUAUAAUCCUAAACGCCUUGCCAUUAAAUGCGUAGCAAUGCAUUACAAAUAUGAAUUAAAGUCGUCCAAUUUUAUAAGUCGUUUUGAAAUUCCAUCUUAAUUUUUCAGUAUUGUGCCUUAGAAGUUUGCAUCAAAACACCCGUUCAUUCGCUUAUUUUCGUUGCCAUUAAAUUGUUGAAUUGAUUUGUUGAAAUUGCUGUUAAAUGAGUUUUAUAACAUAAAAAUGUGAUCUUUGAUGUAAGUUUAAGUUAGUCUUGAAAAAAAAUGGGAGAACGUUUGAUAAAAUGGAAAUCGAGUUAAUUUAGUGCUUGUCGUUUUUGGUUAACAAACGUUGUUUAGCGCAGUUUCGUUGGAUUGCGUUAUUGAUUGAUUUAACAGAUUGAAUUAUUAUACAAAUCACAAUUAACACUCAA
Messenger RNA from Symsagittifera roscoffensis, 2811 nucleotides. Its product is annotated as RNA-binding protein FXR1-like. The record is from RefSeq and is a predicted model, not a curated record. The transcript has 15 exons. Gene Ontology annotation, biological process: regulation of dendritic spine development; negative regulation of translation; regulation of mRNA stability. The coding region runs from base 22 to 2076 and encodes 684 amino acids. Gene Ontology annotation, molecular function: translation regulator activity; protein homodimerization activity; mRNA 3'-UTR binding. NCBI's taxonomy places the organism in Eukaryota, Metazoa, Xenacoelomorpha, Acoela, Convolutidae. Gene Ontology annotation, cellular component: postsynaptic density; neuronal ribonucleoprotein granule; neuronal cell body.